Messenger RNA from Agrilus planipennis (emerald ash borer), 1457 nucleotides. It is a transcript of the gene Pyroxd1, whose product is annotated as pyridine nucleotide-disulfide oxidoreductase domain-containing protein 1. The record is from RefSeq and is a predicted model, not a curated record. Gene Ontology annotation, molecular function: oxidoreductase activity; flavin adenine dinucleotide binding. The coding region runs from base 19 to 1410 and encodes 463 amino acids. The transcript has a single exon. NCBI's taxonomy places the organism in Eukaryota, Metazoa, Arthropoda, Insecta, Coleoptera, Buprestidae.
CACUCCAUCGAAAUAAUUAUGGAAGCAACAUUUUUGAUAAUAGGCGGAGGAAUAGCAGGAAUAAGUUGUGCAGAAACACUAUCAUAUUUAGAACCUGAUCAAAAAAUAAUCCUUAUUAGUGAGUCUUCUCUAAUUAAAACAGCUGUGAAUUUACAAGUGCUUACUAAACUGUUAACCACAUUUGAUGUACAAGAAAAGGAAACAUCAAGUUUAACUGAAAGCCAUCCAAAUAUAAUAGUUGUUAGUGAUCGUUUAACUCAAGUUUGUAAUACUGAAAACACAGUAAAAACUGCUUCUGGACAAAAUUACAGUUAUAAAUAUUUAUGUAUUUGCACAGGAGCCUAUCCAAAAUUAAUUCCUCAAGCAGAUAUGUUUAGAAAUUACAUUGUAGGCAUUAGAGAUACAGAUUCUGUUGAAACCUUUACUAAGAAAUUGCAGAUUGCAAAAAAGGUUGUUAUUGUUGGAAAUGGAGGCAUUGCUUCUGAAGUAAUUCAUAAAAUUCGUAAUGUAGAAGUACACUGGAUAAUUAAAGAUAAACACAUUUCAGCAACUUUUGUUGAUCCAGGAGCUGCAGAAUUCUUCCUUUCAUCUAUCCAGGAAAUAAAAAAAGAUGACCCCAAACCAUGUAAAAGGAUGCGUUUUAAAAUUGAAGAUAGCAAAAAGUCAGGUGCAGCAUUAGGCCCUGACUGGUAUGAAAAUUUAGAAAUUUACGGAAGCAGUAAAGCUACUCCAAGAGAUAUAAAAAUUCAUUAUCAAACUGAAAUAUCUAAAAUUGUAAUGUCAGAAGGAAAUCAAUAUCCUAUCGAAGUUAUUCUAAUAAAUGAUGAAGUAAUACCAUGUGACCUCAUUAUUUCAGCGACUGGUGUAUUACCUGCUACAAAUUUUGAAUUAUCCAGUGAUAUUAAAUUAUCAGAAGAUGGAGGAAUUUUAGUAAAUGAAUUUAUGCAGAGUUCUGUGUCAAACAUUUAUGCAGCUGGUGAUGUUUGUACAGCUAACUGGCAAUUAGCUAAACACUGGUUUCAGAUGAAACUUUGGACACAAGCACGACAAAUGGGUUGUUUUGCAGCCAAAAGCAUGGCAGCAGCAUUUGCCAGAGAAGAAAUUUAUCAGGACUUUUGUUUUGAAAUGUUCACUCAUUCAACUAAAUUAUUUGGAUAUAAAGUUAUUUUGUUAGGCCUCUUUAAUGGCCAGACAUUGGGUACCAAUUAUGAAAUUUUAUUAAGGAUGACCAAAGGUCUUGAGUACAUAAAAUUUGUACUAGAAAACAACAGACUUCAGGGCGCUGUGUUAAUUGGAGAUACCGAUCUUGAGGAAAUGUGUGAAAAUCUUAUACUUAACCAAAUUGAUUUAUCACCAUUUGGUGAAGAUAUUCUUAAUCCAAAUAUAGAUAUAGAGGAUUAUUUUGAUUAAUAAUUACUUUUUUCUUCUUAAUUAACAAAUUAUGCUUUAAUUAAUGA